Molecule: messenger RNA, 1031 nt
Organism: Esox lucius (northern pike)
Lineage: Eukaryota; Metazoa; Chordata; Actinopteri; Esociformes; Esocidae
Product: chymase 1, mast cell
Biological process (GO): proteolysis
Molecular function (GO): serine-type endopeptidase activity
Source: RefSeq, marked provisional
GUGUUUCUGUGUUUGUGUGUUUGUAUGUGGAGUGUAAAACUGUUACUGUUGUAUAGAGAAGAGAAACUCAAUCUCUCAACACAUCUAGAUCUCUGCCAGUCUAGCACCAUGUAUCAGUUCUUCAUCAUCAUCCUCCUUCACCUCCUUUCCUGUACCGGGGCCUCUGAGAGUGGUAUUGUGGGGGGAAACGUAGCUAAGCCCCACUCCAGACCCUACAUGGUCUCUUUACAACACAGAAAACAUCAUGUUUGUGGAGGGAUGCUCAUCCACAAGUCCUUUGUCCUGACCGCCGCUCACUGUUUGAAAGAUGCUUAUCCUUUAAAGGUGGUGCUUGGAGCCCACAACUUAAUGAAAGAGGAGAAAAAAUGUUGGCAGGAGAGUCAGGUGGUACAUUACCAUACCCACCCAUUACAUCAGAAUAUAACGCAGUUUGAUUAUGACAUCAUGAUACUGAAGUUGAAGACCCCAGCUCGUCUAUCUAAGUGUGUGAAUGUCAUUGGACUCGCAGACAAUGAAAAGCAUGCAAAAAAAGGCUUGAGCUGCUCUGUUGCUGGUUGGGGCAAGACUGAAUCAACAAACACACUUGCCUCAAACGUUUUGAUGGAAACAGAAGUAACUGUGGAGGACAACUCUAAAUGCAAGAGCGUGUGGCAGAAAUACUUUGAAGAUAAACAAAUGAUGUGUACUAAUACUAAUGCUGGGAAAGGAUUUUGUCAGGGAGAUUCUGGGGGUCCUCUUAUUUGCAAAAAUAAGGCACAGGGUGUGAUAGCUUUUCAAUAUGCUGCAGACUGUGCUGAUCACAGGUACCCUCAAGUGUACACGAAAAUACCUUUCUUCCGGUUGUGGAUUAAAGAAGUGUUGGAUGGUUAUGGUGCCAACUUGUCUUUAAGCUAGUAGGCAUAAAUAAUUACUAAAUACCCUGGAUAAUAGAAACGUUUCAUACUUCCAUGUUCAUUGAUUUUGUUGUUCACAUAUGGUUUUAUUUGUUUAUGUGUUUUAGCAAUUAAUUAUUUGAAAAUAAAUGAAAUUUU